Molecule: messenger RNA, 4709 nt
Organism: Drosophila grimshawi
Lineage: Eukaryota; Metazoa; Arthropoda; Insecta; Diptera; Drosophilidae
Gene: Tdg
Exons: 5
Coding region: 24-3734 (1236 amino acids)
Biological process (GO): base-excision repair, AP site formation
Cellular component (GO): nucleus
Molecular function (GO): DNA binding; mismatch base pair DNA N-glycosylase activity
Source: RefSeq, a predicted model, not a curated record
UGCAGGAGGCUUAUCAUGAUCUGAUGAUGGAUGAAUUUCAUGAGGAUCCCUGCUCGGCGUACAAGUUGACGCUCUCCCCAAGCAAUGCCAAACCGGAGAAUCAAGAUGAUGGCUAUGAGACAAGUGCCGGGGAUGUGUUGACGCCCAAUUCGCAUAGCUCGUCGACACAUUCGGUGACGCCACAGCAUCAGAUGCAACAUGGCGGCAUGGGAUUGGUCACCCAGAGUAAACAUGACCAAUUAAUGGCAACAAAGAGCUCUGAAGCGAAUCAGACUGUGGUGUCCACAUCGAAUAGUCCGCAGGUGCAGGCACCUGGAGCAGCAGUUGCUCCCCCUCCUCUGCCACACUUGAAUAUGCCGAGAAUUUCGAAUAGUGUUGAUGUUGCCGAUCCUUACAGCUUUAUGGGUGAGGAGAUGAGUAUGUUGUCACCGGUAGGAGCUGCUCCUGGUCCUCCUACUGGCCAACCAGGUGGUGCUCCUCAUCAUGUUGUCGAUUUACCCGCCGCUUCAAAUGCAUCGAGCUAUGCUCCGGCAACAGUCUCCUCCGAUCAGAUCAGAUCAGAUAUAUAUAGGAUUAAGGAUCAACAGCAGCAGCAACAGCCUCCUCCUCCAUCCAAUCCCAGUGAGUCUCUCGAGGUGGAGCUCAGUGGCGGCCAAUCGAUGGAUGCCCACAACGAUUUGAGUGCGACAUCCUCAGCGGGUUCAGUGCCAAAGCGCAGAGGUCGCAAAAAGAAACUCAUUUCUGCUGAGAAUAUGCAAAUGACAGUUUCACAGCCACAGUGCGUUGAGAGGGACGGAUCCAGUGAUAUGCUGAAUACGAUGAAGCCCAAGGAGCGCAAGAAACACGAUCGAUUCAAUGGAAUGUCCGAGGCGGAAGUAAUAAAGCGCACCAUUCCCGACCAUCUGUGUGAUAAUCUAGAUAUCGUUAUAGUGGGCAUAAAUCCUGGCUUAUUUGCCGCAUAUAAAGGACAUCAUUAUGCGGGACCCGGCAAUCAUUUCUGGAAGUGCCUCUAUUUAUCCGGUCUGACCCAGGAACAGAUGAGUGCCGAUGAUGAUUAUACGCUGUUGAAACAGGGCAUCGGCUUUACCAACAUGGUGGCACGUGCCACAAAAGGCUCCGCGGAUCUGACGCGCAAAGAGAUCAAAGAAGGCAGUCGCAUUCUGCUCGAAAAACUCCAAAGAUUCCAGCCAAAAAUUGCCGUCUUCAACGGCAAAUUGAUUUUCGAGGUUUUUUCGGGCAAAAAGGAAUUUCAUUUCGGUCGACAGCCGGAUCGUGUCGAUGGCACCAAUACUUAUAUAUGGGUAAUGCCCUCGUCAUCGGCACGAUGUGCCCAAUUGCCGCGUGCCGCAGACAAAGUGCCCUUCUACGCGGCGCUAAAGAAAUUCCGUGAUUUGCUCAAUGGCAGCAUACCGCACAUGGAUGAGGACGAAUGUGUUUUUACCGAGCAGCGAAUACGACAAUGUGCCGAGCAGCAGCAGCAGCAGCAAGUUGACUCCCUCAAGGUCACUCAAACGUUGCCAAACAUUAGCAACAAUAAUAAUAAUAAUAAUAAUAAUAAUAAUAAUAAUAAUAAUAAUAAUAAUAAUAAUGUGGCCAGUGUGGAACAACAUGGCAAUCAGCCAAGCAAUCUGAUUUUUGGCGAGAAUUUGGGUGGAGCAGCUGGAAAUAAUACAAAUAUAGAUGCCAGCAAUCAGGUGGAGAAACUAAUGCCACAUUUUAAUGCAAGCAGCUCGAAUAAUUUUAUCUACGGCAACAAUGAGGAGCAGAAUUAUCUAUGUGUCUAUGAGAAUCAGCAGCAGCAACAAUCACAGCAAACUUUGCCGGAGAAAAAGAAACGUGGUCGACCCAAGAAAAUAAAGGGACAGGAGCUGAUGGAUGCCACAAGCGGUGGCAAGGUGCAACUAAUGCCACAACAUGAUUUUAAUAAUAUAUUAAAUUUAUCCAUGAUGGCUAGUGGAGGGCCAGCAGGAGCUGGAGCUGUUGGUAAUUUAGGACCCGCUCCUGGUGAGUUGCCCACCAAAAAGAAACGCGGCAGACCCAAAAAAGUCAAACCGAGCAUGGAAACAAUGCUGGCCUCGGGCAAACAACAAGUAUGCUCCUCCAAUACGGCAGUUAAUCCCAAUAAGAACCCAACGGGAACUACGACUAGUUUCAUGGAGCACGGUACGGCAUCGCCGCAGAGCAGUAACCAUCAGGUACCGCCCAGUCUCUACAAUACACCGCCCCCAUCUCAUAUACUUUACACGGCCUCCGCUUCGCCAAUGGCAUCGCCUGCUUUGAAUUGUAGUUACCCCGUGCCACAGGCGGCUACGGCGGAGUCACAUGAGAGCGCUGUGGUGAAUGCAAUUAAUCCGGCGCUUGCCCAUUUGGGUGAGACACCGCCGCCCAGUUCACCGAAUAUGUGCGCAGUGGUCGAUUUUGAGCCACCCGAUGGCAAUCCGCUGGCACAACAAUCACCGGAGGGUGUGCCGUAUGCGGCGACACGCGUACCGGAGACACUCACACACUGUCAGCAAUGGUUGUCGCCCAAUAACAAUAAUAAUAACGCCAAGCAGCCAGCAACGGCUCAAGCCUCGCCCGUCGCCAUUGCUCACUAUCCGCCGGGCUUCAGCUAUACGCCGGAACAGCAGCAGCAGGCGGAUCACUGGCAACGUUACGAAGAGCAGUCGCCACACAGGAGAGCCUAUAUGCUGGGCUCACCCCAGCAUACACAGCAGCUGCAUCUUAGUCCACAGGCUGCCUCGGAUAUGUCGCGCAAGAGUCUAUCCGGUUUGGAGUCGCUGGUGGAUCAAAUACCAGCGAUAAGUGAACAUGAAACGUCCGCCAUAUCAUCAGCAACGGCAGCUGCUGCGGCGGCGGCGGUCGAAAGUCGACUGAUGGGUUUACACCAGCAACAACAGAGUAGUCAGCAGCAAAAGCGCUGUCAGUUGGAUGUUAAUGUUGAGCAAGCAGAGCCCAUAGCGCAAAACAGCAAUGUGAUUAAUAGCUUCUCCGUUAGCAGUCUGGCUGCGUCCGCAGCAAACACAAGCAGCGUCACCAGCAGCGAAAACAGCAACCGGCCCAACAAUAGCAGCGCUAACAGCAGCGAAAACAACCAUAACAGCAGCAGCCUUAACAGCAACUGCCUUAACAGCAACAACGCUCACAGCCACCAAGAUUAUAACAGUCACAGUCCAUCAAUAGCGGCUUAUCCACCACACUUAACAGCGAGCAGCAGCAACAGCAGCAGCGUUAACAACAACAACAGCAACAACAACAACAGCAACAACAACAACAACAUCAACAACAGCAGCAGCAACCAGACACAGCUUAAUCUGAAUUUAAAUCAUCAUAUGGCAGCGUUGUCACAUCAUCCGCCCCAAAUGUAUGUGGAGCAUGCGCACAUGGCGCACGUGAACACAAUGUAUGCGCCAGCCUACAACCCACAACAUGGUGCAGCUGCUGCUGCUGCUGCCACCGAUUACGGACAUGGUGCGGUUUAUGGUGUUCAGGUGCCGAGUCCAAAUUAUCCGUAUACGCAUUAUGGUCAUACACCGCCGCAGAGUAAUUAUACGGGCUUUGCCCAUACGCAUCCACAUCCGCAUCCCCAUCCACAUCCCCAUCCACAUCCCCAUCCACAUCCGCAUCAUCCACAUGCGCAUCCACAUCUAAAUCAUUUGAAUCAUCACCAUGGGCAUCUGAGCGUCUUUGAGCGUCUCAAGCCGUCCGAUAUAAGCGGCUAUAGCGGUUUCUGAUGCCAGACAGAGAUGGCGAUAGGUAGAGACACAGAGCAGCAAGAAGAGGAAGGCGGCAGCAACAACAGCUAAAACAACAAAAGCACACACUAUACGAAUACAGCGGCGUUAACUAAAAGAAAACUGUGUAUGUAAAAAAAAACAAACGCUGUGAAAAAUUAGCGGGCAACUUAUUCGAGCGACAAUUGCGUGCAUAAAAAAAUGAAAUUAUCAGCACAAGCCAAAGUAAAAUGCACAAAUUACGUUAUGUUGCGUUGCACAGUGUAUAAAGGCUAUUUUUCGCCUCUCACUUUGCCGAACAAUCGCAAUUGGCCUUCCAGGCUAACUCAACAAUCACAAUAACAAGAACAGCAUUCUCAUUACAAAUCAGCGGCAUCUAAAAAGAAAAAAAAAACUAUGCAUCGAUCACUUCGAAAAAUCGGCGCGACAAUAAGAAAUUCUCAACAGCAGCCAAAGGUAAAUUCAUAAAAUUGCCGAAGCAAAGCAAAAUGAAUUGCAUUUUAGCUUUGCACAAUGUAUGACGGUGGUUUUUGCGUUCUAUCGCUUUGCCGUUCAUUCAUUCUACUGUGUGUAACCCGCCCAAAAACACCAACAACAGCGAUUGGCGACAACUAAAAAAUAAACUGUGCAUGGAUUGGUAUACAUACUAGCAAAUGAUGCGACCAACAAUUGCGCAUAUAAAGGAGUAAAUUCUCGACUAAAAUGCCUUGCCUUGCUUUUUUUUUACGCUCUCUCGUUAUGCCGCUCAUUCUGUUGUCUCGCCUGAAAGGCACCUCUCUCUCCCCCUCCCCCACGACGCGGAUUAUGGCUGAUCGACAGUCUAAAGUCUCACUUUCAAAAUGGCCGCCGCUUUUGCCGCUUAUACUUACAUACACUUACAUAGAAUACAUACAAUACAUGCUAACAUACAAUACAUACGUGUAGUUUUUAAGUAACGUUUUACAAUUAAAUAAGAUAACCAAAGACUCCGCCUAA